Nematolebias whitei (Rio pearlfish) is the source of this 786-nucleotide messenger RNA. RefSeq names its product transmembrane protein 158. The transcript has a single exon. Lineage: Eukaryota; Metazoa; Chordata; Actinopteri; Cyprinodontiformes; Rivulidae. The record is from RefSeq and is a predicted model, not a curated record. Bases 28 to 786 code for a protein of 252 amino acids.
CGCAGCAGCGACGCGCCCUGACGUGCCAUGCUGAAGCUGAAGUCCCGGACUCUGCUGCUGGCUCUGACCGCCGUGGCCGCGCUUCUCCUCCCGCCGUCAUGCCGGGGCUGGAGCGACGAGGACCUCCUCCUGCCGCCCAUCAACUCCUCCACCAGGUUCCUGGCCAACUUGGAGGUGGACGUGCGCUUCUCCAAGAGGUCCGCGGAGGAGAGCGGCGACGCGUCUCCCGCGGACUCCGCCGCCUCCCCCGCGCUGCUGCAGACCCUCAGCCCGGCUCCGUCCCAGCAGCAGUGCAACGUGAGCGUGCACAGACUGCAGCCCACCUCCCUGGUGGCUCGCUGGGACAGCGGCUUCGGCUUCCAGUGUGACGUGCUCCUCUACACCACCAACAACCACGGCAGGGCCUUCUUCUCCGCCUCCUUCAACAGAGCCAUCUCCCCGGUUGUCAUCGAGCACCUGGGGGUCACAGCGGGUCAGCAGGAGAUGAGGCUGUGCGUGGGAUGCGGGAUGUCCCGGUACCGGAGGUUCGGCCAGGGCCGCUCCAGGGGAGGGGGGCAGCAGCAGCACAGCGGGGAUCAGGUCUCCUUCUGCUGCGUGGACUUCAGCCUGGACGAGCUGAAGGGGGACAAGAGUUGGGGUUUGAACAGGAAGCCCAUCGAGUCGACGCUUGUGGCUUGUUUCAUGACCCUGGUCAUCAUCGUGUGGAGUGUUGCUGCGCUCAUAUGGCCCGUUCCCAUCAUUGCAGGCUUCCUGCCCAACGGCAUGGAGCAGAGGAGACCCAGAUAA